Molecule: messenger RNA, 909 nt
Organism: Babjeviella inositovora NRRL Y-12698
Lineage: Eukaryota; Fungi; Ascomycota; Pichiomycetes; Serinales
Product: inorganic diphosphatase
Exons: 1
Coding region: 1-909 (302 amino acids)
Biological process (GO): phosphate-containing compound metabolic process
Cellular component (GO): cytoplasm; nucleus
Molecular function (GO): inorganic diphosphate phosphatase activity; magnesium ion binding
Source: RefSeq, a predicted model, not a curated record
AUGGCCUCGAGAUUAAACAUGACCCGCGGCCAUUUGCAGCCGACCGCUGGCUACUCCACGAGUGCCUUCGGUGGAGUAGCACAGGGCUCGAAGUACUCCACGUCGUUCAAAAACUACGCCACCCAGAACAACCAGAUAGUGUCUUACUUCCACGACAUCCCGCUCGGGCUUGACUUGAACAGCAACACUGUCAAUGCGGUGAUCGAAAUCCCCAGAUGGACGAACGGAAAGUUUGAAAUCAGCCCGGACUUGAGGGGCAACCCGAUUGUGCAGGACUCCAAAAAGGGCAAGGUGCGCUUUGUGAACAACAUCUUUCCAUUUCACGGCUACAUCCACAACUACGGCGCGAUUCCGCAGACGUGGGAAGAUCCGACAGCCAAGCAUCACGGUUACUACGGGGAUAACGAUCCGUUGGAUAUCUGCGAAAUCGGCUCCCGGGUUGCGAAAUUGGGCGAGGUGAGACGCGUCAAGAUCUUGGGCGCGUUGGCGAUGAUCGACGAUGGCGAGAUGGACUGGAAGAUUAUUGUCAUUGACGAGACUGACCCGUUAGCCCGCGAUAUGCCAGACAUCCACAGCGUCUCCCAGCACAUGCCGGGGAUCUUGGAGGCUACGAAAGAGUGGUUCCGCGACUACAAGUUGCCAGCUGGGAAGCCAAAGAACGAGUUUGCCUUCAGUGGGCAGUACAAGACCGUCGGUGAGACCGUGGAAAUCAUCCAGCAGUGCCACGAAUCCUGGAAGCAGUUGGUCGAGGGCAAGGUACAGGGCGAGGGUCUUCCGUCGAUCCAGAACUCUACGUUGGAGGGUACCCCGGGCUACGAAUCUCUCAGUUCUGGUGAGUUGUUGAUCAACGCAGCUCUACCAGACACUGCCAUCCCGUCUGAGGUGGAUACGCUGUAUUUUUACAACUAA